AGACUGACAGUCUAACAGGUACACGCAUGUUGUUAGCAUGUCCACUUUCAAUUCGAACAAGCUAGAGGCUUGACUUUCAAGCUGUAUCUUUUGAAUAACAAAGACACGUUAAACAUAAGAUAUUCUCUAACCAUCAGUUACAACAGGAGCAAACAGCACUGCGUUCCAGUUGAUCGAGCAGCCUGCAGAAAGGGAUCCGUGUAGAUUACUGAGAUAGAGCGUCUCAGUCAGGAGACAUAGUCAGCUACAUUGUGCUUGCACAACAAGGCUAGUUAUACAGACAUGGCAAGGGGCACUACUGCACUGGAACAGUGUCAUACAACUUCCUGGUCCCAGAGCAUCCACUGCAUCUAGAGUUACUCCUACCUACCACACCACACGUGUUGGCUGAAUACCUUCACAAUGGAUGGACGGUCGAAGCCUACCCGCAAACCCUCCAUGGAACCCUACUACACAGGUUGGCAGUACCGCUUUCCUUCCACCAAAAGUGUGUUUAAUGGGUUUGCUAACCGCUACAAUGGCAAGAACGACCUUGACCCGAGUAUGCAAGGGUCAUUCAGCGAAGACACGUCAGAAUCACCAGCAUGUUCCAAACCUCGUGCUGUCUACAUCACAAUCUUCAUCUUGGUCCUCCUGGUCCUCGCGGGAAUAGCCGCUGCCAUCGCCACCGCCGUCCUCGUGACCAAUGGUGUCAAGUACCAGUACACCAGGGCGGAGGUAAAGCUUCGUGUAGUGAAUGUCAACUACACCGAGGCGCUGUCAGACAAAACGUCGCUCGAAUUUAGAGAACUUCAAAAUGAGUUUUGUUCAAAUGUCGGCAGCCUUGUGGAUAAAGACAAAUCUACAACCGGAUACGAGGGGUGUACAGUUGAAAGUGCAAGUAACGGCUCCGUCAUCAUUGUAGCACUGUUCUACUUCGCCGUUCAAACCCCAGCUCCUGUGCAGGUUGCUGUGACAAACAUCUUUAAAGCCCCCUCAUCCCCAACCACGACAGUGUCGAUCUACGUCAUCGAGACGGGGUCUGUGACAGUUGUUGUGGCCACCGUAGAUGAGACGAGGCCAGGCUACACCAGCAGUAAAGCCAGUGGCCGAAAAACCUCAAACCUCACGCCUAGUUGAAACAUCAAAGGCGGGUGUAGUUGAAACAUCAAGCCCAGAUAUUAAUGUCAAAAUAUCAAGCUCGGAUGGAGUUAUC
Haliotis rubra (blacklip abalone) is the source of this 1195-nucleotide messenger RNA. RefSeq lists its product as uncharacterized. The record is from RefSeq and is a predicted model, not a curated record. Lineage: Eukaryota; Metazoa; Mollusca; Gastropoda; Lepetellida; Haliotidae. The transcript has 9 exons. The coding region runs from base 403 to 1119 and encodes 238 amino acids.